AUGUCUCGCUCUUUCGCUAACGUUAAGGUUCUCUCAACUAUCAUCCUCGACGGUUUUUCCAACACUCUUACUAGACGUGGUUAUGCUGCGGCAACAGAGAGUGCAACGAGGGGAGGAGUUGGGUCUAUUGGAAACAAGAUGGGACCCACAAAGUUAGGAGAAGAGAAAACGGUUUCUAUUUAUAAGGUUUCAUGGGUUCCAGAUCCUGUUACUGGUUACUAUAAACCCGAGAACAUUAAGGAUACUGAUGUCGCUGAUUUAAGCGCUAAGCUGCUUCGGAAAAAUCUCAAGAACUAA
Messenger RNA from Lathyrus sativus (Indian pea), 297 nucleotides. NCBI's taxonomy places the organism in Eukaryota, Viridiplantae, Streptophyta, Magnoliopsida, Fabales, Fabaceae. The record is from the annotation of a GenBank genome assembly.